AAUAAUUUCUAAAGGCCUAUGGGUGAUUUCGCAAUCCAUAUUUAUGUUGCCUUCCACUGAAAAUACGAAGUUUGUCACAGAUUGCUUGCCGUAGGGGAUUGUGAGCUGCACUGAGCUCGUAUUUUUCCUGUAUAAAGUAAACAACAUGGACGCAAACUCCUUUUAAUAUUUUUAUUCACCGGGUGAAGCAGAAACACCGCCGUUUCACGAGGAACAGCUACCUGUUAUUUAACUUCUCAAUGGGAUUACUGAAUGCACAAAGGCUUGCAAUAAGAACUGCCAGAUGCUACCUGUGCCCACUUUCAACAGCAAAAUCAUGGCUUUCAACCAAAACCGGCCUCCUGGGGGACAAGAACAUCCUGCUCAUGGGUCCCCCUGGAGCAGGGAAGACCACAGUUGGAAAGAUAGUGGCCCACAAACUAGGACUGCCCGUCAUCGACAUUGAUGACAAUGUCUUGGAAACGACAUGGAAAAUGCCCGUGGCUGCCAAGCUGGCAGCAGUAGGUGGAAAGAGAUUUUUGGAAGAAGAAGGUCAGGUUUUGUGUAACUUCUCUGCCUCUGGGUGUGUUGUUUCCCUGACAGGCUCUAACCCUCUUCAUGCCCAGGCUAUGCAGCAUGUAAAAAAAUGUGGACUGGUUGUCUUCCUGGAUGUGGACACUGAGGAUAUUAUACAGAGACUCAGCAGGAUGAAGGUGAACAGGAUUGUGGGCCAGGAGGCAGGCGUGUCCAUGAGAGAUCUUCUGCUUUACAGGAGGCAGUUUUAUGAGAAAUGGCUGGACGUGCGUGUGUUGUGUGGAACGGGAGACACGGUGGAUGAAGUGGCAGAGAAAGUGUUGAAGGCUGUGGAGAGAUAUCAGGAGCAUGAUAAGGACAUUUUUGUAUCAACAAGGUGUGACAGUACAGCGUUGUCUGAUCAGAAAGCAUACUUUAGCGAUGUGGUUAUAGAAGGCCUGGCAGCAGAUGGAGGCCUUUAUGUUCCUAAAAAUGGCUUCCCAAAAGUUGAUCCACGUGAAUGGCUGAGAUUAGUGCCCAUGUCAUAUCCAGAGCGAGCAUUAGUUUUACUUGAAAAAUGCAUCCAUCCGCUGGAUGUCUCACCUUUAGAUCUCAGAACAAUGACUUUCAAAGCGUAUGGGUCAAACUUUUCUAGUGAGAGAGUUGCACCUGUAAAUCAUCUCAUCCACAAUCAGUAUGUUCAGGAGCUCUUUCAUGGCCCCACCGCCUCAUUCAAGGACCUUGCCUUGCAGCUGAUGCCUCAGCUCUUCGCAUGCUGUCUACCACUCAUGUGCAACUACCUCAUCCUAGUGGCCACAUCAGGCGACACCGGCAGCGCUGUGCUCAGUGGCUUCAGCAGGCUGAGCGGUGCUGACAGACACCGGACAGGCGUGCUGGUGUUUUUCCCAGAGGAAGGAGUGAGUGAGAUCCAGAAGCUGCAGAUGACAAGCUACAGGGAGGGCAACGCCAGGGCUGUCAGCGUCCUGUCAGACUUUGACUUCUGCCAGAGGACCAUUAAGAGGAUGUUUGGAGAGUCAGGGCUGACCGGUCAUCUAGCUGUGGAGUACAGCACAGUUCUCAGCACCGCCAACUCCAUCAACUGGGCGAGACUGUUGCCACAGGUGGUCUAUCAUUCCUCCAGCUAUCUGGAUCUGUGCAGAGAUGGUGUUAUCAAAUUCGGGGAACCCAUUGAUGUUUGCAUCCCAACUGGUAACUUUGGGAACGCCAUGUCAGCUGUGUACGCCAAGCAAAUGGGAAUCCCAAUAAGAAAAAUCAUCUGCGCAUCCAACCACAACCGAAUCAUCACCGACUUCAUCACCACAGGUGAGUACGACCUGCGGGAACGGCAUUUGCUGCACUCCCAUUCCCCGGCUAUAGAUAUCCUCAAGUCCUCCAACCUUGAGAGGUUCAUCUAUCACGUCUCAGACGGAAGCAGCCACCUUGUCAAGGACCUGUUCACACGCUUAGACACACAGAAGCACUUUCAGGUUCCUGAGCCUCUUCUUGGCAGGAUACAGCAGGAAGUGCUGGCUGGCUGGUGCUCUGAGGAUGACUGCUUGGCCGCCAUCCACAGUGUUCACACACAGACAGGCUACAUCAUGGAUACACACACCGCUGUGGCUAAAGUUGUGGCUGAUAGGCUGCAGGAUGGCUUCUGCCCCGUGGUGCUUUGUUCCACUGCUCACUACGGGAAAUUUGCUCCCGCUGUGUAUAAAGCUUUGCAAAUCCAAAAUAUUCCUGAGGAUCCUGCGGAGCAGCUGAAAAAGCUGGAAAUCGCUGCAUCCAGACCAGGAAUGCACAGAGAGAUGGUGAAAUGCCUAAGGAACGAAGGCAGGACAGGACACACUGUUUGUCAGGCAGAUUACAGUGUGUUGGUAGAUGAGGUGGAGAACAUGAUACACAACUCCUUUUUGAAUGUUAUGUAGGUUUAUUCCAGCGUUUGUAAAUUUCUACAUUUAUUUAAAAAAAAUAAAAAUAAAA
Molecule: messenger RNA, 2472 nt
Organism: Melanotaenia boesemani (Boeseman's rainbowfish)
Lineage: Eukaryota; Metazoa; Chordata; Actinopteri; Atheriniformes; Melanotaeniidae
Product: threonine synthase-like 1
Exons: 3
Coding region: 240-2417 (725 amino acids)
Biological process (GO): amino acid metabolic process
Cellular component (GO): cytoplasm
Molecular function (GO): pyridoxal phosphate binding
Source: RefSeq, a predicted model, not a curated record